Molecule: messenger RNA, 249 nt
Organism: Acytostelium subglobosum LB1
Lineage: Eukaryota; Evosea; Eumycetozoa; Acytosteliales; Acytosteliaceae
Exons: 1
Coding region: 1-249 (82 amino acids)
Source: RefSeq, a predicted model, not a curated record
AUGGCACAUGGCGGUGCGGUUGUCAGCGAGGCUGGCAGUCUAGUUGGAGGCAAAGGCUCUGGACUGUGGUCAACACGAGAUACAACUUGGCAGGAUGGCGGCGCACUUGUCAGCGUGGCGGUCUGUCUGGUUGGAGUCAGAGGUGGCCAUCUUGGCAAAGUGGCAGUCAAGGACCACACACAGCUGGCUUCAAGGCACAAGGUCAAGGAGAAGGCAGAAGAGAAGAGAGAGAAGAAAAGAAGAGUAUAG